Molecule: messenger RNA, 972 nt
Organism: Zygosaccharomyces rouxii
Lineage: Eukaryota; Fungi; Ascomycota; Saccharomycetes; Saccharomycetales; Saccharomycetaceae
Gene: PCD1
Product: 8-oxo-dGTP diphosphatase
Exons: 1
Coding region: 1-972 (323 amino acids)
Biological process (GO): coenzyme A catabolic process
Molecular function (GO): coenzyme A diphosphatase activity; acetyl-CoA hydrolase activity
Source: RefSeq, a predicted model, not a curated record
AUGUUCAAGGCUAGCAGAUUGCUGGAUAAUCUGCGUCAGUUUCGAUACCCCAAUCUACUACCUUUAUCUUCGUCAUGGCCUCCAUAUAGGCGAUCUGCAGUACUGACAGUACUCUUUGUGGGUCAACGUGGAGAACUAAGAGUUUUACUCACCAAGAGAUCAAAAGGUCUAAGUUCCUUUUCUGGGCACAUUUCAUUACCAGGUGGUAAAGCUGAUUCUGUUGAGGAAACCUUUGACACUGUUGCUAGACGGGAAGCUGAAGAGGAAAUUGGAUUACCACAAGAUCCUGAAAUCCUGCGUGAGAAAUUCGACAUGAAUAUGGAGCAAAUUUGUCUUGAGAUGCCAUGUUAUCUAUCGAGAACCUUCCUCAGUGUUAAACCCUUAGUUUGUUUCCUAAGUAAUUCCGCACAUAAGGCUAUGGAAGCAGAUUUACCAUUAGAUGGGUCUAAAUUUACAGCCGCAUUAAAUCCAGGUGAAACCUCAUCAAUUUUUUCAGUACCGUUAAUGGAUAUGAUUGCACAUUUAUUACCAGAGGAUUCCGGAUACCGUAAGGAGUACAUUGAUCGUAAAGAAACCCUUCCAAAAUGGGGGGAACUAAGAUGGCUAUUAAGACAUUACUAUUAUCCUGUUGAGAACCCUUAUGAUGUUGAAUGGUUGAAAAAUAUCGAGGAUAAUAGUUCAUGUGACGAAUUAGAAACGACCCAAGGUAAAAGAAAUCUUUGGGGACUCACAGCGAAGAUACUUUAUGAUGUCGCUCGCAUUGCACAAGGAAUGGUAACUAGCGAUAAUGAACAAUAUGAUAUUGGCCAUGAAGAACUUAUUUAUGGUUUGAAAGAGUUUGGAGGUCAAUUACAACCAAGCAGAAGUCCAUGGGAAUCAAGCAUGGCCCGCGGCAUUCGUGGUUAUAAAUUUGGCGAUGUGAUACCGUGCUUUUAUAUGGAUAAACUAAUUGGUAUAACAUGCAAGUACUGA